This is a messenger RNA of Lachancea lanzarotensis, 1557 nucleotides long. It is a transcript of the gene APM2, whose product is annotated as LALA0S02e00848g1_1. Gene Ontology annotation, biological process: intracellular protein transport; clathrin-dependent endocytosis. The coding region runs from base 1 to 1557 and encodes 518 amino acids. Gene Ontology annotation, cellular component: cytoplasmic vesicle; AP-2 adaptor complex. Gene Ontology annotation, molecular function: clathrin-cargo adaptor activity. Lineage: Eukaryota; Fungi; Ascomycota; Saccharomycetes; Saccharomycetales; Saccharomycetaceae. The transcript has a single exon. The record is from RefSeq and is a predicted model, not a curated record.
AUGUCCUCGUGCAUAUAUAUACUGGACGAACAACUGGAACCCCUUAUACUAAAAAACCUGAAGUCCGUACCAAACCCCAGAGUUUUCGCUGAGUUCUUUAAAAAAGUGUAUUAUCCCAAUGCUGGACCUGUAAUCGCACAUCACACGGGAAUAGUCUACGUCUAUGUUCAAAGAGAUGGGUUAUUUUACGUUUCUGUGAUUUUGGGAAGUGUGAUGUUCGAUGUAAUGGCGAUUCUAGCGUAUUUGCAUGAUUUCUAUGUGUUGGUGAAGAACUAUGUUCAUACCGGUCAAGUUAACCGAAACAGCAUCGCGGACAACUUCAAUCUUCUGUACGAGUUGUUUGAUGAGAGUCUGGAUUUUGGGGUACCUCAAUUGACGGAAUACAAUAUUAUACGCGAUUUCAUCAAGAUAGAAGCCAAUGUGCCCUCGAAGAAGAGCAGUGAGAAUUACAAAUCUAGUAUUGACAGUGACGACGACGACGACGAGGAAAGCGAGAGUAAAUAUAGCGGGAAAAUUGUAUCAGGAACAAAAAGUAGUAAGGAAAAGGAUAAGGCUAAGAAAGAUGGUUUGAAAGGUGACGAGCAAUACAUCAACAGUUUCAUUCUUCGAGCCACAACGCAAGCCAUUUCUUGGCGAACAAAGGGUAUCUAUUAUCCCAAGAACGAGCUUUUCGUGGAUGUAAUAGAAUCGCAAACGUAUAUGAUGGACAUGAGUCAAGGUCAGGUACGCAAAAGUUUCAUACAGGGUAAAAUAAAGUGCCGAUCAUACCUCUCAGGGAUGCCAAAGGUUAAGUUGUGCUUGAACAAAAUGCUCAAAAAUAAGGAACUUUUUCUUGCCUCUACGAAGUUUCACCAGUGCGUUGCGUUAGAAACUCUCAGCAGUCAAGAUAUAAUCGAUUUCAUUCCUCCGGAUGGAGAGUUUCAGCUGUGCGAGUAUAAGCUCAAACGUCACAUCAAUGAUGCACCUGUCAUCAAGGUGACAGAAUUUAAGAUAACAAAACGAGACGAAAAGAAGAGAGUUCAAUUGAAAGUUACGAUAGAACCACAUUUCAAGGCCCAGAACGCCGCCAAGUUUUUAAAAGUUCACGUCCCCAUCCAGACUUUAUUUCAAGAAUACAGCAUAGAUUUGGCAAAAUCUCCGAGAUUCAAAUGCGAUUUUGGAUCGGUCGCGUUUAAUGUCACCGCACGAAGCCUGUUAUGGCAAGCCGAAGGCAUGAAGGGUGGACAUGGUGAGGUAAGUUAUUCGAUGCAGGUUGAGUUCUUUCUUUUUGACCAAGAGGAAUACAAUAAAAAGCUCGCUGAGCUACAACAAACAAUGGAUCCACCACCUUUACGAGAUGGAUUGAAGUUAGACGAACUCUACGCUCAGGCGGCUGAUAGUAAAAACAUCAAUGGAGAGGAGCGCUUGAUAUUGGUUGAGUUCGAGGUGCCCUAUUAUACUUGCAGCGGAUUGAAAGUCGACUACCUUAAGAUAGAAGAGGAACAACUAGAAUACCAGUCGUUUCCUUGGGUGAGGUAUAAAACGAUGAACGAUCAAGAAUACGCUUACCAAAUAUAG